AUGCUGGUUGAGCUCAAGGAUGGCGAAACUUUGAACGGUCAUUUGGUAUCAUGCGAUACUUGGAUGAAUUUAACGUUGAAGGAGGUGGUUCAAACGAGUCCGGAUGGCGAUAAAUUUACAAGGUUACCAGAAAUAUAUGUGAAAGGAAACAAUAUCAAAUAUCUACGAAUGCCAGAUGAAAUUAUCGAUUUAGUAAAGGAUCAACAACAAGGACAACAAAACAACUACAGAGGUCGCGGAGGUAACAGAGGCGACAGAGGUGGUGAUAGAGGUCGUGGUGGCAGAGGUGGAAGAGGAAGAGGAAGAGGAGGGAGAGGAGCUUGA
This is a messenger RNA of Botrytis fragariae, 324 nucleotides long. RefSeq names its product putative small nuclear ribonucleoprotein. The transcript is spliced from 3 exons. Gene Ontology annotation, molecular function: U6 snRNA binding. Gene Ontology annotation, biological process: spliceosomal snRNP assembly; P-body assembly; mRNA splicing, via spliceosome. Gene Ontology annotation, cellular component: P-body; U6 snRNP; spliceosomal tri-snRNP complex. Bases 1 to 324 code for a protein of 107 amino acids. Lineage: Eukaryota; Fungi; Ascomycota; Leotiomycetes; Helotiales; Sclerotiniaceae. The record is from RefSeq and is a predicted model, not a curated record.